AUGGUUAAACGAUAUCAGGGGAAGAAUCUUUCACCAAGAUGUGCUCUGAAAGUGGAUUUGAGCAAGGCAUUUGAUUCCCCAAAUUGGGACUUUGUUCUCAAUCUAGUAACAGCUUUGGAAUUUCCUUGUGUCUUCAUUCAUUGGAUUCCGAGCUGUGUCACAACUCCUAUGUCCUCCCUCUCCAUCAGUGGUGGGUCUGGUUGGAUAUUGGAGACCCUUUUGUCUCCUUAGUUCAUAUUGCAACGGAGGUGUCAUCCAAACUUCUAAAUUCAGCAGCUGCUCAGGGAAUUUUCAAAUACCAUCCAAGAUGCCAUAGUGUUGGUCUUACUCACUUGAGUUUUGCAGAUGAUGUGCUCAUUUUUUUUUCCAAGGGCACAGAAGACUCCAUCAUGAGCACAGAUGAUGUGCUCUUUUUCUUUUAUAAACUCUUUGACCUUUAGCACAACAGUGCCAAGAUUGAGCUGUUUUCCUUUGCUAUCCUAAGCAUAUUCUUUCUGAUAUUCAGCAGUGAAUUGGCUUCAAACUUGUUUCAUUGCCAGUGAAGUGCCUGGGUGUCCCCCUCAUCACAAAGGGACUCAGCAAAUAAGGAUUGUGGUCCUCUAGUAGAGAAGAUUACAAAGAGAAUUUAACACUUGGACCUCCAAGCUUCUCUCCUUCGCUGGACUCUUUUGUUUUGCUACAGGCCAACGGCCCAUGAAUUGAUGGACGAGCCCGUUAUUUCUUACGAAAGAAUUAUAAAGCCUUUGUCGAAUACAAAGGCCUUUUUAUCAUUCUCAUUGCCUCCACGCCGUUUCCCAGCAACGACCAGAACCAUCGGACGUUCGCAACAGCGUUCUUCUUUCCUUCGUUGAACGGCCAAAGAGUCUGGGUGUCAAUUUCGCAAGCUUGGGGCCUUUUGUUGUCGGAUUAAUUGCAGCUUUCAGCUCUUAACAUUCAUUCCCUUCCCCUCUCUUUGUCUCAAGGAGAGAAUCAGUCAUGUUUCUCUCCUUGGAGUUGCAGGACUUCCUUCUUCGUGCUAGGGCGCUGAAGCUCUACAGGCAAGCUCUACGGACUGCUCGAAGAGCUCCUGAUCAUUCUAGAGCUGAAUUGAAACAGGUGAUUAGACAGGAGAUGGAGAGUAAUCGAGAUUGUAAGGAUAAACAAAGGAUCCGCUUCUUGAUUAGUGAAGGAACCGAGAGACUGAAAGGUCUGACUGAGAUGCUUGGUAUGCAGGGGCAUUGCUAGUGGAAUGAAGCUGCAUUUUGGUAUCUCAAAGGAUAGUUUGAAGUCAAUAGGGAGGAUGGCCUUCGUAUCUGAGAAGCUGUCAUCCAAUUUCCUAAUUUUAGUUCAUUGAUAAUGCAAAAUAGAAGCCGGAAGAAUUGUUUGUUUCCCCUUGGAUGCUACCAGUAGUUGUAAUAAAAAUAAUGGUUCAUGAAAUUAAUAUAUACUGUUUCUAUAACUGCAUUUGUGGUGUAAGUGUCAAUGAUUUCAACUUGUUCCAACUCUUAUCAAUGUCCAGUUCUUGACUAAC
Molecule: messenger RNA, 1510 nt
Organism: Theobroma umbraticum
Lineage: Eukaryota; Viridiplantae; Streptophyta; Magnoliopsida; Malvales; Malvaceae
Product: LYR family of Fe/S cluster biogenesis protein
Cellular component (GO): mitochondrion
Source: RefSeq, a predicted model, not a curated record